AGAUUUCCGCGGUCGGCCGUUUGGAGUCUCCACUGCGUGUAUAGAAGCCUCGCUGAUCCGGGCUAAAUGGCAUCCUCUGGGUUUCUACUCUGAGCAACAAGGGCUGAAACUCCUUCUCUGUGCGGAGGCUUAGCCUAAUGGAUACCAUAACAAUAGCUGUGAGAUGGUGCUGUGUCCCACAGGCACACAUCAACUUUGUGACCGAUGGAAUCACAAAGUGGUAUAUGAGCAGAUGGAUAUACAAACAUUCUAAAACCAAAAAUCUGACAAUCAUUUGUGUCCAAGUAGAAUUUAAAAGAGUCUCUGCGUAUAUUCAACAGCUCCUAAGUGUGAUGAAAGCUCUAUGGGUGGAACCGGGACGUGGCUCAAUGGACUGGGAAGCAUUGGAUACACUGCUGGAUGACACACCUCUAGUGCCUGUCAGCACCAACAAAUACAGUGUCACGCACACCACCAUGAGACCAGGGGACAGCUUUUAUUACCAUGUGUGUAACACGGUGGAAUUAGUAAAAGGGCGCGCGUGGAUACUCAGGAGGGAACUGACCAUCGCGGACAAGAUGACCAUACUUAAGCUGCACAGCAAACAUGAACCUCACAGUGUUACGCUGUUAGUGCCCGGGACCGCAACAAGGAUGAUACAUGUGCGAUGCACCGAGCCCCAGCGAAUAUACGAGCUGUUCAAGAAGUAUGGCCUGACAUGCUCCAAUGUCUGGGAUUCCAGAACCUCCCUGUCUGCCACGGCUCCUUGUACAGCACUGUGUGACCACAACAUGACCACAGUUAAUGUGAACAGGAUCGCGGAGAAUGAUGCCUUGGGCCAGGAACCUGAGGUGUCCAAUUUCUACCACAACAUGAAAUGCAUCCGAAUACAAGCAAAGCGAGACGCACUGAAACACAGACCUUACAGCACACAUCACCGCAGCGUGGUAGAUGCAGCACAACUGCCAUCAGCCAGUGUUGACGGAACCUGCUCGAAUGAGACUCAGCCCGACUGCAUAUCAGUUGCCCUGUACUACUACGAUCGAAUGGCCAAACUGGGAGAUGUCAUCAAGUCCGACGGUCGGUUCGUACCGUCUGUCCAGUAUUCAAAUCCAGAGGAGUGGUCUGGGGAUAGAUAUGUGUUAGAACUGGAACCAGACAACAACGUGAUCAUUACAGGAUGCAAACCAACAACGUUGUCAGAGUGA
Messenger RNA from Esox lucius (northern pike), 1187 nucleotides. RefSeq lists its product as uncharacterized. Bases 138 to 1187 code for a protein of 349 amino acids. The record is from RefSeq and is a predicted model, not a curated record. Lineage: Eukaryota; Metazoa; Chordata; Actinopteri; Esociformes; Esocidae. The transcript has 3 exons.